Colletotrichum navitas is the source of this 1106-nucleotide messenger RNA. RefSeq lists its product as uncharacterized. Bases 250 to 813 code for a protein of 187 amino acids. The record is from RefSeq and is a predicted model, not a curated record. The transcript is spliced from 3 exons. NCBI's taxonomy places the organism in Eukaryota, Fungi, Ascomycota, Sordariomycetes, Glomerellales, Glomerellaceae.
AAAGCAACACAACAACAAUAAUUACUAUUACUGUACGGAUACACCAAGGAGGUAAUUAAGCUAGUUUGGCUAGGUAAGCUAAGCGCCCACUUGGCUCCUCUUCCUGGCCCUCUCUCUCUCUCUCUCUCUUUCUCUCUCUUUCGCCUAAGCCUCGUCGCGUCUCGCCUCGCCUCGCCUCCGCCCUCUCUCCUCUCUCUCUCUCUCUCUCUCUCACACAUUCUCCCUCUCUUUGAGCCAUUUGUCCAGGCCAUGACUGUUAUUGGGCCUGACUGGACUGGGACUGGACCGCUACUGGAUUGGAGCGCGGUGGUGGUGGUGUGGGUUUUCCAAAGAUCGAACAAGGGGGUAAUUAAAGGCGCCAGCCAGCACCAACACACACCAACAGGCUAUGCACGCAAUGGGCGGGAACACAGGGAAAUUGCCCCGUCCUCCACGGUUCCCCUCCCUCAGUCUCUCCCUCCCUCCCUCCGUUCCUCCUCCUCUCUCUCUGCUCUCUCUCUCUCUCUAUCUCUCCAUCUAUCUAUCUAUCUCUCUUAUCUCUCUUGUGUGGUACGGAUAUCGCCUAAGCAUUCGUUCCUUUUCCUCUAUCUCUCUCUCUCUCUCUCUCUCCCUCUCUCCCUCUCUGCCUGGUCACGGAGGAACAUGGGCAAGCUCGUCAUGUCCAUUGUGUUGUUCGCUGCCUCGUCGUCUCAGCCCACCCACAGCCGCGCUAAGCGUUCCUUUGGGAAUGUCCCGGAAAACUUGCAGUUGAGAAUAAGAAAAGAGAGAAAACAGUCUAAUACUUUGGGUUGCAAAGCGUUCCGCUGCAUCUGAUGUACCGACGGGACCCAACUCUUUACCCGUUGCGUCUCUACCUUGUCAAGCUGUGAUACAAGGUUGCCCCGUUAUCUUAAGGUUAAAUCCUCCCACAACUCCUAUGAACCAUUCAUCGGCAUUCGAUUGCAAUUUACAUAUUUGAGCAUGGCAAAGUGAAACGCCAUCACCAAACACCCCAAUUGGGAGCGGCUGGUGACCCGGUUAUUGCGCAUCAACCACCUUAUUCCGGCAACAAUGCACAUGCAGUUGAAGACUUUAAAUUAAGAUAUAUCAGCUCGUCAUCGAAAUAC